Molecule: messenger RNA, 3039 nt
Organism: Apodemus sylvaticus (European woodmouse)
Lineage: Eukaryota; Metazoa; Chordata; Mammalia; Rodentia; Muridae
Gene: Trim6
Product: tripartite motif containing 6
Exons: 8
Coding region: 117-1583 (488 amino acids)
Molecular function (GO): protein binding; zinc ion binding
Source: RefSeq, a predicted model, not a curated record
CUUUGGGACUGGAGGGAGCAGUAUUCCUGGCUGCAUGUCCUCGGCACUGAUCCAGGCCACGGAUUCCAGGAUUCUAUACGCAAGCUGGGAAGUUAGGAGACAGGAGAGUGGCUACAAUGACUUCAGCAGUCCUGGUGGACAUCCGAGAUGAAGUCACCUGUCCUAUCUGCUUGGAGCUCCUGACAGAACCCCUGAGCAUAGAUUGUGGCCAUAGCUUCUGCCAGGCGUGCAUCAUAGGCAACAGUGAUAAUUCAGUGCUCAGCCAAGAAGGGAGGAGCAGCUGUCCCGUGUGCCGGACCGCCUACCAGCCUGGGAACCUCCGUCCUAACCGGCACCUGGCCGCCAUAGUGAAGAGGCUCAGAGAGGUCGCGCUGGAUCCUGGGAAACAGCUCGAAGUCAUUUUUUGUGCACUUCAUGGAGAGAAACUCCAGCUCUUUUGUAAGGAUGAUGGGAAGUUAAUUUGCUGGCUUUGUGAGCGAUCUCUGGAACACCGUGGUCAUCACACAUUUCUCAUGGAGGAGGUGGCCCAGGAGUACCAGGACAUGUUCCAGGAGUCUCUGAAGAAGCUGAGGAGGGAGCAGCAGGAGGCCGAGAAGCUGAAAGCUCUUAUCCAAGAGAAGAGGGAGUCCUGGAAGAGUCAGGUGGAGCCUGAGAGACACCGGAUCCAGACAGAGUUUAAGCAGCUACGAAGCAUCCUGGACCGGGAGGAGCAGCGGGAACUGAAGAAACUGGAAGUGGAAGAGAGGAAGGGGCUGAGCAUCAUAGAGAAAGCCGAGGGUGACCUGAUCCACCAGAGCCAGUCACUGAAAGACCUUAUCUCGGACCUGGAGCACCGCUGCCGGGGGUCCACUGUGGAGCUGCUGCAGGAUGUGGGUGAUGUCACAAAAAGGAGUGAGUUCUGGACCCUGAGGAAGCCCCAGGCUCUCCCCACCAAGCUGAAAAGUUUGUUUCGAGCUCCGGAUCUGAAGAAGAUGCUGCGAGUCUUUAGAGAGCUGACAGACGUCCAAAGCUACUGGGUGGACGUGACUCUGAAUCCACAGACUGCUAAUCUAAAUCUUGUCCUGUCAAAAAACCGGAGACAGGUAAGGUUUGUGGGCGCCAGGCUGUCCGAGCCGUCCAGUCUGGAAGAGCAUUAUGACUGUAGUGUGCUGGGCUCUCAGCACUUCUCCUCAGGAAAAUACUACUGGGAAGUGGACGUGACCAAGAAGACAGCGUGGAUCUUGGGCGUAUGCCUUACCCCGGUGGAACCCAUGUUCUCUUUCAGCCAGUACUCCAGCAAGCAGGGGGCCUACUCCAGGUAUCAGCCGCAUAGUGGAUACUGGGUGAUUGGGCUGCAGCGCAAGCACGAGUACAGAGCCUAUGAGGACUCCUCCCCGUCCCUGCUCCUCUCCAUGACCGUGCCUCCUCGACGCAUUGGGAUUUUCCUAGACUAUGAGGCUGGCACCGUCUCCUUUUACAAUGUCACAAACCACGGCUUGCCCAUCUACACCUUCUCGAAGUAUUACUUCCCUACUGCCCUCUGUCCGUAUUUUAAUCCCUGCAGCUGUGUGGUCCCGAUGACCCUGCGGCGCCCAACUUCCUGAGGUUUGCUACUCCUGCACACAACUAGGCAGAUUCCUUCAAGCACGUGAAUUUCCUCUCGAGUCUCCGUUCUCUGUUCUCCUAGUAGGAUACCGCCCACUGCUGAUAGUGAGCACCCUUGACCGAGCUCAUGGAAAAGUAUUUAGUGUUUUGGGUUUUUAGUACUUUGUUUUUGGGUUGUUUAUUUAUUUUGUUUUGUUUUUGUUUUUUGGGGGUUUUUUGGAGAUGGGGCUUCUGGAACUCUUUUUGUAGGUCAGGCUGACUUUGAACUCUAUGUGAUUAAGAAAGUAAAUGAGAAUUGAUCCAGAGUCCCAAUUACACAUGGACAUCAUCGUACCUGGCUGUGAUUUUGUUUUAAUAUUGUUGGAGAUAUGGUCUCCAUAAAUAGCCGAAACUAGCCACAGACUCAGCCCUUCUGCCUCAUCUCCCAAAUACUAAUUAUAUAGGUCUAUCUCACAACACCUUGCUAAGUAUAAUAUUUGGUGAUUUUUUUUUCCUUUACUGAUGUCUGUGGUCAAAUGUAAAAAAAUCUUAUAAAAUAGAUGGGAGGGUUUUUUUUUACUAAAUAUUGAAUUGAAUAAUUUUUUAUAGUUAUUGAGAUAAUUGUGUAUCCUUAUUCUGCUCCUGAGUUGUCUCAGUUGUUAAGUUCACCAGUGAUUCCUGAAGUAAAACUGUUACGUGGUACAUUCAGUACUUUAUUUUUGCUAACUCUAGGUUUGGUUUUCAUCUAUUUUUAUAAACAAAACUACCUCUAAUUUUGCAGUCUUGUGUUAUCUAUCAGAGUAUAUAAAAAAGAAAUUAUGGGCAAGGGAUUUUAUAUGUAUAUUUAGGAUAAUAAUAAUAAUCGACUGACCACCUUUUUUUGAUGGUUUCGAGAAGAGAUUGUAGCUUCGGUUUUAACAAUAAAUGCUACCACAACCCUCAGCCUUCAUCAUAAAAUUUUAAGAUUGGUAAUAAAAAAUGGAAAAAUGUGCUUGAAAGGGAGAUAAAGUAAGAUAAGGAGAAGACUUUAAUCAACCAGCAUCAGUUAUUGUCUCGGAGCAGGAAGAAAUGCAGUGAACCACGUUCACAGUGAUUUAUUCUGACCUCCCCAGCCCCUCUUAUUUCUUUUAUAGAACUAGGUACUGACUGAACUCAGGGCUUUUCCCGUCAUGAGGAGACAUUUUAGCAUCGAGCUUAACAGCUCCACGCCUUGUGUUUUGUAUUUUGUUACUAUUGGGUUUUGUUUGUUUGUUGUUUUGUUUUGCUGACACAGGGUCUUACCAAGUUGCCUGGGCUGGCCUUGAGCUUGCUCUCAAGUCCAGGCUGACUUUACGUUUGCUUCAGCGAUCCGAGGAACUAGGUGUAUAAGCUAACACUGACUCUUCAUCUCAGCCUAGACCUUUGUGCUCAAAUCCAAAUUGCAAAUGAGCGCCCUGCUGUGGCAUGGCUGGAAAGGUGCUACACGCUUUCAUAGUC